GCGAUUCAGUCGCGAAUUUUUAGCCAACACUUAUACCAAAAUAACAAAUCACAAAAAAGAACAGCAGCAACAAAAGCUACAAAGUAGCAGUAAUCCUAACGCCAAACCCAUUCGAAUGGAUACCAAUGUUCAACGAAAUGAAGUGCUUGUUCUAGGUAACAAUUUACCCGGUGGACUGAUAACAACAAAAAAUAAAUCUUCAAAGGCUGACGAAGAUCGACCUGUAUUUAAGAAACCACUUGCUCCACCGAAAAAGUCAUUAUUAGGAUUAGAUGAGUUGGCACGAAAAAAACGAUUGGCUGACGCAGAAGCAGCAGCAGCAUCUAACCAUUCUGAACCUACAGGCAAAAAGAGAAGGGUGAAUUUAAGCUGGGAUGUUGAAGAAAACUACAACAAGGAUACUAUAGAUGAUACAACCGAUGCCGAUGUGAAUUCAACAGCAAAAAUUGAAAAGCGUCGACACUAUCGGUCACAUAGAGAAGAAUUACCUCCAGCGACAACUAAAGAUAGCGAUCGCUCAACAACCUCUAUAAGCAGAAUGGACGAUAAAUACAGAAAAGAUAAAGAAAGGAAUACAAAGGACGACGACGACGAUGACGACGCAAGCAGAAACCGACAAAGCCGUGAUGUAGAUAGACAUUAUAGAGGAGAUGAUAGGAGUUACCGUAAUAGAGCUGAUCGUGAUGAAAGAGAUAGAUAUCGUGACAACGACAGACUUGAAGGAUCCCGCUACGAUAAUAGACAUAGAGACAGAGAUAGGCAUAGCAGAGACAAAGACAAUGGGUUCAAAACACCAGGCAGUAUCAGUAGUAGCAGCAGUAGCAGAAGGCCGUUUACUUCCAGUGGUGGUACACCUCGACAUCUUGAAGGAAGCGGUACAGAAACACCUCGUCGACGAGGAGGGCUCAUCAAGCGUAGUCAAUGGACCAAUGUAACACCUCGCGACCAAGCUGCUUUUACUCCUCGUCGUGCCUUGACAGGUAAUAUAACGCCUCGACACGAUAGUGGCUACACGAGUCGUCGAAACAUAGGCGCUGCUACUGCUGCCAUUCGUAAAACAUGGGACAGCAUGACACCCGCUGUACGAUCCACUGCCUACGACGAAGUAGCUUUAGAAUACCCAGAAGAGUUUGAAGGUGAUGAAGAGGAUCGUAGAAAGUGGGAAGAAGAGCAAGCACAAUUAGAUCGUGAAUGGUAUCAAAUGGAGGAUACAGGCGCAGCGGAUCUCACGCAUAAUAUUUUUGCGGAUUAUGAAACGCAUGACAAAUCGAAAGAAGAUGAGCUAGCCCAGAAGCAGAUGAAGAAGUUGUCAGCGAGACAAGCACAGUAUAAUCGAGACACUGAUAUGUGGGAAGCAAGUCGUAUGUUGAGCUCAGGUGUUGCUCAAAGAAUUGAAGUAGAUACUGAUUUUGAUGAUGAUAAUGAGAACCGUGUUCAUUUGUUAGUGCAUGACGAAAAACCUCCUUUCUUAUCUGGACGUAUGGUGUUUACAAAACAACUGGAAGCUGUCCAACAUAUCCGUGACCCUACUUCUGAUAUGGCUAUUAUUGCUCGAAAAGGUAGUCGAUUGGUUAGAGAAAAGCGAGAGCAAGCUGAACGUAUGAAGGCGACCAAAUUAGAUAUGGCUGGCACCACUCUUGGUAAUGUCAUGGGUAUUAAGGACGAGAACAAGAAUGAAGAAGAAUCUAAAAACCGUGAUGAUGAUGAUGUGAAGGGCGACUCCAAGUUUGCUUCCCACCUAAAAGCAUCUGAGGCUGCCAGUGAUUUCGCAAGGACGCGUACUAUGCGUGAACAACGUGAAUUUUUGCCUGUAUUUGCCGUACGUGAAGAGCUACUUCGAGUUGUGCGUGAUAACCAGGUUGUAGUCAUCGUCGGUGAAACAGGUUCUGGUAAAACGACCCAAUUAACGCAAUACUUACAUGAAGAUGGAUAUACAAAGUACGGUAAAAUUAGUUGUACUCAACCACGUCGUGUAGCUGCCAUGUCUGUCGCCAAGCGUGUUGCGGAAGAAAUGGGUUGUGAGCUGGGUGAUAAAGUGGGUUAUACCAUUCGUUUUGAGGACCAAACGUCAGAAAACACUUUAAUUAGAUACAUGACAGAUGGUAUUCUGCUACGUGAGUCAAUGAAUUCUCCCGAUUUAGAUCAGUACAGUGCCAUUGUCAUGGAUGAAGCUCACGAACGUGCUUUGAACACUGAUGUGCUCAUGGGUCUGCUAAAGAAGAUUUUGGCAAGGAGACGUGAUUUGAAAUUGAUUGUUACCUCUGCUACCAUGAAUGCAGAUAGAUUUUCGCAAUUUUUCGGCAAUGCGCCUUGCUUUUUUAUUCCCGGUCGUACCUUUCCAGUGGAUAUCAUGUUCAGUAAAACGUCUUGUGAAGAUUAUGUGGAUAGUGCUGUGAAGCAAGCUUUGGCUAUUCAUCUAUCGCAACCUGCUGGCGAUAUUUUGAUCUUUAUGACAGGUCAGGAAGAUAUCGAGGCAACAUAGCGUAUGGAACAGCUGGAUAAUCCACCUCCGUUGGCUAUUUUACCCAUUUAUUCCCAAUUGCCAGCGGAUCUUCAGGCCAAGAUUUUCCAGAGAGCGGAAAAUAACGCGCGAAAAGUCAUUGUCGCCACCAAUAUUGCUGAAACUUCACUGACCGUUGACGGCAUCAUGUAUGUAAUCGAUAGCGGUUACUGUAAAUUGAAGGUUUAUAAUCCUAGGAUUGGUAUGGAUGCCUUACAAGUGACACCCAUCAGUCAAGCCAAUGCUAAUCAGCGUAGCGGUCGUGCUGGUAGAACAGGCCCAGGUGUUGCUUACCGACUGUAUACUGAAGAUGCUUAUAGAAAUGAAAUGUUUGUUAAUACGAUUCCAGAAAUCCAGCGUACCAAUUUAUCAAGUGUGCUACUACAACUGAAGUCUCUUGGCGUCAA
Mycotypha africana is the source of this 2907-nucleotide messenger RNA. RefSeq lists its product as uncharacterized. Gene Ontology annotation, biological process: mRNA splicing, via spliceosome. Gene Ontology annotation, cellular component: spliceosomal complex; intracellular anatomical structure. The transcript has 4 exons. The coding region runs from base 116 to 2482 and encodes 788 amino acids. The record is from RefSeq and is a predicted model, not a curated record. NCBI's taxonomy places the organism in Eukaryota, Fungi, Mucoromycota, Mucoromycetes, Mucorales, Mycotyphaceae. Gene Ontology annotation, molecular function: ATP binding; RNA binding.